CAUCAUCAAAAAACUUUUUUGUUAUUCCUGUGACUCAGGAGAUAAUGUAUAACUAUGCGGCAGGCCUGAAAGAUUAUUUUCGUCCAGUGCCAAAAGCUGUCUCUAAAGAAAAGUUUUCCAUUUCUACAUAUCGCGUAUUUAAAUACACCAAAAAUUCAGGUGGUGUUGAAGUUAGUCAGUCUGCUAGUAUCCCUUUUUUUAUACAUUUUAUGAUGCUUAAAAAAAACUACAAACCAAAUUUAGCUUUAAUGUCAAAAUAUUACGAUAAUGCCUUACCUAUUAAGCAUGCAAAAUAUCAAAACGUGAUGUUGCUAGCUCAGGAAUAUGUCGGGAAAAACGAAAUGUAGAAGUUGAUUCCGAUGUCACGGACACAGAUUGCUCUGUUGACUUUGAGUCUGAUUAAUUACUUAAUCUUGCUAUUUUUAAUUCUUCAACACAUAUUUUUGCUAAUUUCUAUACUUAGUUGGAUAAUAUAAUAUACCUAUAUUCAUAAGAAAC
Molecule: messenger RNA, 498 nt
Organism: Acanthoscelides obtectus
Lineage: Eukaryota; Metazoa; Arthropoda; Insecta; Coleoptera; Chrysomelidae
Source: the annotation of a GenBank genome assembly